UCAGUUGCAGAGUUCUUCAAGGGACAAAACGUGGAAGGACAGGCAGUCUUUCUAUCCAGCGGAUUAAGCAGCAUAAGCUUUUCUGGAGCAUCGCUGCUGGCUUUGGAGAGACCUGUCUGUGGCAGCCUCAUGCUGUGCUUUUCCUUCUGCAACUCGUUGAAAAAAAUGAAAGGGGGGGGGGGAGAGAAUAAACUAGUGAUGAGUCCCACCCCCUCCAGGUUGCUUAGCUUUCUCAAAGCCAUAUUCCUUUAAGAUGAUGUAAUAGUCAUUUCCCUGGAUGGUUUCUUCCCUGCACUGCCGAAACAACAGCAUCUGAAACUGUGGAACCACCCAGAUCAGCAGCAGCCACAGAGCAGCAGCUUGGGCUAGGGAAAGCAAGAGCAAGGCAGCUUGCCUGGGCAUCCUUUCAAACUGCUACUCUCUCAGCCUGGGUUAAGAACAUGGGAGGCUCUCGGUUGCUACUGAUGGAGAAACUACUACCACUCUGGCAUGCCACCAAAAUGUGUCACAACUGGGCUCAGAACCUGAGUUUUCUGCAAGUCAUCUAAAACAAGGUUCUUCUGCUGAUGACAUUUGCUCUUCUAAAGGAUCCUGACUUGGUGGGAUUUAUGCUCCUCUUUGUUUGUUGUGAUUGUUUUGCCUUUUUUCAGUCUAAGCAGUUUGCUACACAGCUUCAUCUCUCUCCUUUCGUGGCCGUUCUUGUUAACUUUCCUCUGUGGGGGUUUAACACUUAAGUUUUGCCUGGAUAUUUCUCAAAUGAUCACCCUUCUCUUCUCCGUCUCUUUCCUAGUCUGGAUAUGUUUUGUUUUUUUUCAUUACCCAUCUUCAGAUUCAUUCUCCUUAAUGCUGAUUUUGGGAUUGCUUAGAAAAUGUUGCUUUUCUUCACAAGAGCUACUUUCAUCCAUGUAACCAAGGCUUGUGAAUGAUAGGAAGCAUGGUCUGACCCUACUAUUUUGGGUUUUGAUGGAAGAUCUCAUCCUUUGAUUACAUGUUGUGAAGCCAGUCCUCUACCAUUUAAACCACUUUGUCAGUGGUUCUGAUCAUCAUAAUUGGACUUUUGGCAAUUGAACCCUACAACUUCUUUUUUCUUUUCCCAUUUCAUCUCUCCUGCAUGAGAUCCUGCUCUUCUUAAAUGUUGGGAGACUCUUGGGAGAAUAGAUUGAGGAGCCUUACUAAAACCUUGGAUGUGAGUGAUUCUGCCAUAUCUUGGGGUUGGUUGGUUUGAAAAUACCAUGGCAUUAAGUGGAAACUGCAGGACUUACCUCCCUCCUAGAGAGCAAGCAGCUGCUGCCCAGUCCUUCCCAGAGGUGAUAGAACUUAAUGUUGGUGGCCAAGUUUACUUCACCCGUCAUUCCACUUUGACAGGCAUUCCCCACACCCUGCUUUGGAAAAUGUUCACCUCGAAAAGAGAGGCAGUCAAUGACCUCGCCAAGGAUUCCAAGGGAAGGAUUUUCAUUGACAGAGAUGGCUUCCUGUUCCGCUACAUCCUGGACUAUCUCAGGGACAAGCAGGUGGUCCUGCCCGACCACUUUCCAGAACGAGGCCGGCUUAAGAGGGAAGCCGAGUACUUUCAGCUACCGGACUUGGUCAAACUCCUGACUCCUGAUGAUAUCAAGCAAAGUCCUGAUGACUAUUGCCACAGUGAUUAUGAGGAGCUGUCCCAAAGCAGCGACACUAGAAUAUGUGCCCCAUCAUCACUUCUGCCCUCAGAUCGAAAAUGGGGCUUUGUUACUCUGGGCUACAGAGGCUCCUGCACUGUGGGUAGAGAGACCCAAGCUGAUGCCAAAUUCAGGAGAGUCCCGAGGAUUUUGGUUUGUGGCAGGAUUGCUUUAGUCAAAGAAGUUUUUGGAGAAAGUUUGAAUGAGAGCAGAGACCCGGACCGGGCUCCUGAUCGAUACACCUCCAGGUUCUACCUGAAGUUCAGGCACUUGGAGAGAGCGUUCGAUAUGCUGUCAGAAUGUGGAUUCCACAUGGUGGCUUGUAAUUCCUCAGUGACUGCUUCGUUUGUCAAUCAGUACACUGAUGACAAAGUUUGGUCCAGCUACACAGAAUACGUCUUUUAUCGUGAGCCUUCCAGGUGGUCUUCCUCGCACUGUGACUGCUGCUGCAAAAAUGGUAAAGGGGACAAAGAAGGUGAAAGCGGCACAUCCUGCAAUGAACUCUCCACCUCCAGCUGCGACAGCCAAUCAGAAGCCAGCUCCCCUCAAGAGACUGUGAUCUGUGGUCCUGUCACCCGCCAGUCCACUAUACAGACUCUGGAUCGACCAAUCAAGAAAGGCCCGGUGCAGCUACUUCAGCAGUCCGAAAUUCGGAGGAAAAGUGACCUGCUCCGAACUCUCACUUCUGGCUCUAGGGAAUCCAACUCUAGUAAAAAAAAAUCAGUGAAAGAAAAGCUUUCGAUUGAGGAAGAGUUAGAAAAAUGCAUCCAAGAUUUCCUCAAAAUUAAAAUCCCAGACAGGUUUCCAGAAAGAAAACAUCCUUGGCAAUCUGAACUGUUGCGAAAGUAUCACCUAUAGGAAUGGCAUCAGGGAAAGGAAAAUCACCUUCAUUACAAUUUAUGGAACAAGAGUCUACAUGAUAAAAGAAUAAAAUAAUACUGAUAGUAAUUUGUUAGGUCACAAAAAAAAAAUCCAUUGCUAGAGUACUGCCUAAUUUGCCUGAUUCACCGAAGCAUUUCAAGUCACAUUAUAUACAAUCUAUCUAUCAAUCUAUCUGUAUUUGAAUAUAUAUAUUUUUAUCUCCUUGAAAGAGGAGAAUUAACAAUGCAUUCAAACAUAACUUACAAUGCCACAUGCACAUGGAAAUCAAUCUCUGUAAGACAUGUGCAGGAUGACUGUGGCACAGAUAGAAAGGGGAAAUUUGUCCUGUGAUCUGAGCAGAGCUUGUGUUGAUUGGGUGAUGUUCUAAGCUGCAUGCCUUCUUGAGUUCUCUUAUAUUGUCAUUCCUUUGAAGAGAGGGCCAGGGUGGUCAAAUGCCCAUGGUUUUGAAAGAAAAAAAUGUCAGUUUACAUCAGAAAAUAGUGUAUAUAUAAGUCUCCUUAACAUAAACAUCCUCUUCCUUUGAGCUAUGUGUUCCCGCCAAUGGAAAUACCAUAGAUCAUUGGGUGAUCUAUUAACUUCUAUAGAGAUAUGUACAGUUUAAGGCGUCGCCCCUUUCUUUUUUCUAGUCUUGAUUACAGGUGAGGAAGGAUAUCAGAAUUGGUCAUUUGCACAUAAGGGAUAUUGAUGGGCCACAGACUGCUCAGCUUAGCAGAGAACAUCUGAAAAUUCAAUGUUGCCAUGCAGAAGAUUACGUGAACAAAAUAGUAAUUAGGGCUUUUUGCAUUCACACAAGAAUUACACCUAUCACUUCUUUCAGCUUUGGUGAGUUUAAAAAGAAGGUAUAAAAUGCCAACAAGAAGAGAUUCAGAAAUAAAAACUUCAGAGUUUUAGUACGCAUGAAGAUACAGCAAUGCAUAUGUAUUCUGAAUUGUUGCCAGGCAGCACACUUCUUGUUUAACUGGGCUUGCUACUGUGUCCUUAGCAGAAACCUGAUAUGUACACAGAAAUUAAUUAAGGAGCUGUUUUCUUGGGCAGAAUCCAUUGCUUGUCCCACCUAGAAUAGACUCAUUGACAACAGUGGAUCUUUUGUCAGUGGGUACAAAUCAGGUCCAUUCAUUACACUGGGUCCUCUCUAAUUGGAGUUAAAACUGUUUUAUCUUUGUACUGUAAAAGAUUUCUUGUUGCAAUGUUUGCGUGUCAGGUGAUGUCAUAGAGUGGUGUCAAUUUUUUUAAAAAUGACAGCCCUAACCGAAUCCAAGAUCAAGAUACUGUUGCCUUAUUUUUUCCCCAGUAGACAUUGCUUAAAAGAAGUUAGGAUCUUUUUUUUUGUUGUUGUUGUGUGCCUUCAAGUCAUUUCUGAUUUAUUGUGAUCCUAAGGUGAAACUAUCAUGGAGUUUUCUUGAAAGAUUUGUUGAAAGUGGGUUUGCCUUUGCCUUCCUCUGAGGCAAAAAUAAUGUCACUCAAUGGAUUUCCAAGUAGGGUUUCUAAUACUGAUCUCCAGAGUCAUAGUCCAAUGCUCAAACCAUUACACCACACUGGCUCCAGUAUCAGGUCUAGCUGUGUGCAAAAACAAUCUUUUAAUUUUUAUAUCUCUAUAUAAUUUAGGCCAUUUUUCUCCGAUUCCUCAUAUUAUAGAGCUCUCAUAUUUUCCAUGUGUCCUGGAAAUAAAGGACGAAAAUGGAGGGGGCAAAUAUAAAAAGGAGAUCUAGAUUCUUCUCACUUCCCCACUUCCGCAGUACGGGCAAUGCUUGGUUAUUAGGCCUGGGUAACAACGGAAAAAUUUGUUUCUAAAAUCGAUUCGUUUUUUGGGGUUUUUUGCAUUUCAAUAUUUAAA
Messenger RNA from Anolis sagrei ordinatus, 4374 nucleotides. It is a transcript of the gene KCTD16, whose product is annotated as potassium channel tetramerization domain containing 16. Lineage: Eukaryota; Metazoa; Chordata; Lepidosauria; Squamata; Anolidae. The record is from RefSeq and is a predicted model, not a curated record. Gene Ontology annotation, molecular function: protein binding. Gene Ontology annotation, biological process: protein homooligomerization; regulation of G protein-coupled receptor signaling pathway. Gene Ontology annotation, cellular component: presynaptic membrane; signaling receptor complex; postsynaptic membrane.